Molecule: messenger RNA, 1767 nt
Organism: Aspergillus fijiensis CBS 313.89
Lineage: Eukaryota; Fungi; Ascomycota; Eurotiomycetes; Eurotiales; Aspergillaceae
Product: CocE/NonD family hydrolase
Exons: 2
Coding region: 1-1767 (588 amino acids)
Molecular function (GO): dipeptidyl-peptidase activity
Source: RefSeq, a predicted model, not a curated record
AUGCCUCCUCCUGUGCAAUCCGCCUACAAACGCAUCCAGCAGCCCCGAGAAGGGGAGAAUGGCUACAUCAGCCCGCAACCCGGCAAGACAGAGAUCCUCCCUACAGGAUGGAACGGAUUCAACGCAAAGCCUUUGAAAAGCCCGAUCCGGAUUGACCAUGAUGUCGAAAUCGUGGUGCGCGAUGGUUGUCGAUUGUACGCGGACAUUUACCGUCCAGCCGACACCACGGAGCCAGUCCCAGCCAUCUUGAGCUGGUCGUUCUACGGCAAGAAAUACAGUGCGCUGGAGAUGCUGCCCAUGUGCACGUGGAAUUGCUGCGUGCCUCGAUCGGACCUCAGUGGUCUCGAGAAGUUCGAGGGCCUUGAUCCCCAGACCUGGUGUCCGCGCGGCUAUGCCAUUGUCAGCGUCGACACGCGGGGAGCGGGCAACAGCGACGGCAUGAUCUGUGUGAUGGGUUCCCAGGAUGCGGAAGAUGGGUACGAUGUGGUCGAGGCCUUAGCCAAGAUGGACUGGUGCAACGGUUCCAUUGGCAUGGCGGGCAAUUCGGCUUUGGCUAUCUCGCAGUGGUUUAUCGCGGCGCAGCAGCCCCCCUCUCUCAAAGCAAUCGCCCCUUGGGAAGGGUCCGGCGAUAUCUACCGGGAACAGUUCUGUCGGGGCGGCUGGUUCUCCAUGAGCAACUUCGACCUCAUCACCGGUGCGAUCGUGCGUGGGCACGAGAAUUCCGGAAUCGAGGAUUUCGAGGAGAUGUACCGGCGCUCCUCUACAUCGAGUCCGUUUUGGGAGGACAAGCGGGCGGACAUGACUCGCGUUCAGUGUCCGGUCUACAUCCGAGGCUCGGACGUGAGUUCCAUCCACACAAUGGGCUCCGUGCGCGCAUGGCUCGAGCUGCCGCACGACCAGAAAUGGAUCCGAUGGGGCAGCAAGCAAGAGUGGUACGAGCUGUACAGUUGCCCUGAGUCCCUGGACGAGCUCUUCCAGUAUUUUGAUCGCUACCUCAAAGGCAUCUCCAAUGAUUGGGAGAAAACGCCCAAAGUGCGAUGGUCUGCCCUGCAGUUCGGUGACCGCGAGGCCAUCGACGAUAUCGAGCUUCCGGAUUUUCCGGUACCAUUCACCGAGUAUCGCGAGUUCUUCCUGUCCGAGAACCGAUUGAGCGCCGCACCAGUAGCGCAGUACGAGAAGCUCUCGUAUGAGUCCGAUCAAGUGAACAGCCUCCUCGCCUUCACUCAUACCUUCGACCGGCCCGCUCGGUUGAUCGGCCUUCCCAAAGCCAUCUUGUAUAUGUCCUGCGAGGACCGCGACGAUUUCACCGUGUUCGUCAUCCUCCGCAAGCUCGAUCGCAAUGGCAAACCACUGAUGCACCUCAACUUCCCCAUCCACGCGACCCCGGUGCAGUCGAUCGCGGAGAUCCCGACCAAGGAUCAGGCAAGCCUGAAUCUGCACCUUGGAUCGGUCGGCAUUCUUCGAGCUUCACAUCGCGCGUUUGAUCCAGCCAAGAGCAUCCAUUCCCAAUUUCCGUUCCACCCCCAUAACAAGCAAGACAAGGUUCCGCCGGGUGAGGUUGUCAGGUUGGAAAUCGGGAUCUGGGCCAUGGGGGUUGAUUUCGAUGAGGGAGAGUCGAUCAGCAUUCAGGUGUCGGGGCAGUAUCCCAGCAUUGCCGAGUACAAGACGUGGUCGAAGCCGCGGCCGGAGGAGGAAUUGAAUCGCGGCAGGCAUUAUGUGCACUGCGGGGGCGACUAUCCCAGCUCGGUGAUUCUUCCCUUCAUAUGA